GUGUACCGUGUAUACUAAUCUGACACUUAUUUCUUAGAUGGCGCUCCUUUCGCUUUGCGACUCAGACGUGCAAUCAACCCCGCGCUUAGAGUCGCAAGGGCAACUAGUUCCGCAAAGUUAAUUCCUUGCAGAUCUUCGUUUCCGUCUUCAUAACACAUGGUUUUUGCAAAUCAUCAAUGCUUAUCCACUCUGGGAACUUGAAACACGUCUUCAUCAGCCAACCUGCUACUAACCUAGAAACGUCUUAUUACAGACUGUUUCGGUAGGAAGUGACCAAUCUACCUAUCAUUCAGAUAAAAGGGCGAGACGGUCAGCUACUGUUUUGCUCGUUUUCUCUUACCUUCCUACGUAGUCAUGUCUUCAAAGUCUCACAAAAAUGCACCUCCUCUACGUAGAGGUACUGCUUGUCUUGCUUGCAGGAAACGUAAAUCCAGAUGCGACGGUACUCACCCAGUGUGUCAGCAAUGUAUCAAAGCAAAUCGAGAAGAUGAAUGCCGUUAUACUGGCGUGAAACGGAAACGGCAGCAAAAGAAUAUUUCAGUUUUGCGUGGGCAUUUAUUUCAGUCAGAAACCAUGAGUGACUUCCCUUCAGACGUCUUUCCCAUAAAACCAACACCGCAGGCUACAACGUCUACCCUCACUUCUAUCUUUACCACACACUCUGCCUCCUCUUCGUCAAGCUCGCUUUCACAAUCGCCCCCUUUUUCCAUCGAAUCCUUAUCAUACAAUGAAAUGGGGCCUAUGUCUUUAGAUGAUCUGAAUUCCUUAGGUCCGCAAACUCUGCCUCUUCCUCCGGAGGACUCUACACUUUCUGGUAUACCUUAUACGUAUGACUUCCCAUACUCAUGGACUACCGAGGAUUUGUUGCCCCAGGAAAUAAAGAUAAUACUGAUCGAGACCUUUCUUUCUCAUCAACAUCAGUGUUACUUCGAAGGAUGUGGCAUAGGGCUGACUGAAUCCGAGCGGCAUCCGGCGCUCAUGAAUGCUGUGUACCUCCUCGGAUGUUACUACACACGGUCCACCCACUUUUUGAAUGUGGAAACACACUUCUUGGACCUGGUGUUACGUGGCGUUGCAUCGGCACUCUCCGAACAUGAGAAGACUGUUGACGUAGUCCGAGCAUCAUCACUUCUGGCCGUAUAUCUUUACUCCACCGGGCAAAUAGUAGAAGGAUAUCGAUAUUCCGUUUCUGCGGCACGGCUGGCAUUGGAAAUUGGGCUUCAUCGAAUUUGCCCCACUGAAUUUCCUGGACCAUUGCACAACCAGAUCCCCAUUAAUCCCCAUCAUCAUAGUACGGAGAUAAACGACAGGAUAUCAGCGUUCUGGCAAAUUUUCAUGGUUGACAGUUGCUGGUCUGCAGCAACGGGAUUUCCAAGUCUACUAUCUGGUUCCGGUGAACACAAAGUCAGAAUCGAAACACCUCUGCCUCCAAGCCAAGACAGCGCCGACACCAUUGCCUUCUUCGGCGAGACCAUAGCGUUCCCUUCAAUACUGGCUCUGAAAAUCAAGGCCGCUGCCCUGUAUGAAGAGGCAGCGCUCAUUUCUUCAGACAACAACAAUUAUGAUGCGGAAUACUGGUGUAACUUCACUUCGGUUAAGAACGCUUUGGAGCGUAUACAGGCGUGCCUUCCCUUAGUUCAUGAUUAUUCUUUACCCAUUUCAGAAUCCAUCAUGGAUGUUGACAUUUUCUUCGUUCGCACCCUUGUCUACGUUUCAGUAAUCAAUAUCAAUCGGAUCCACAACCCUGCCGACGCUCUGCAAGCGUCUUUGGAUGCUGCCUCUCUCAUUGCCUCUCUCAGUGAUGAUGCCUACGAAUAUCUCGAUCCAUUAUUCUCCGUACUGUGGACUUCAAUUGCGAAAGCUUUUACGUGGAAUAUUCAUCACGGUGGAUCUGAUAGAUACCCAAUUUUUCAGACGGAAUCAUCUCUACAGGUGGUUGUGAAUGCCUUGAAGUCCCUGGGUCAAUUUGUUCCACUAGCAGCACAGUGUGGGACACAAAUUGAAGAGGACUGUGCGUCUUCGGGUGUCUGUGAUCCGACCCACCUCUGCGAGGAAAAUGUACUAUGGGGACCGGCGGAAGCAGCUCAAUCUGAAUAAGAUACACGUGGAUCGGCACAGUCAUUUGGAGUUGUCGAUCGGACCAUCGAAUUCAGUUCGACAUCAUAUACGACGACGAGUGGUCAUAGCUCUGGUCAUU
Molecule: messenger RNA, 2197 nt
Organism: Guyanagaster necrorhizus
Lineage: Eukaryota; Fungi; Basidiomycota; Agaricomycetes; Agaricales; Physalacriaceae
Exons: 10
Coding region: 355-2097 (580 amino acids)
Biological process (GO): DNA-templated transcription; regulation of DNA-templated transcription
Cellular component (GO): nucleus
Molecular function (GO): DNA binding; DNA-binding transcription factor activity, RNA polymerase II-specific; zinc ion binding
Source: RefSeq, a predicted model, not a curated record